This is a messenger RNA of Homalodisca vitripennis (glassy-winged sharpshooter), 486 nucleotides long. RefSeq lists its product as uncharacterized. Lineage: Eukaryota; Metazoa; Arthropoda; Insecta; Hemiptera; Cicadellidae. The record is from RefSeq and is a predicted model, not a curated record. The coding region runs from base 1 to 486 and encodes 161 amino acids. The transcript has a single exon.
AUGACUCUGGAUCGGAAUAGUGAGACCUACAACCACUGUAACAGGACACCAACCACUCCUUCAUUGACUCUAGAUCGCAAUUGUGAGACCUACAACCACUGUAACCGGACACCAACCACUCCUUCAUUGACUCUGGAUCGCAAUUGUGAGACCUACGACCACUGUAACAGGACACCAACCACUCCUUCAUUGACUCUGGAUCGCAAUUGUGAGACCUACGACCACUGUAACCGGACACCAACCACUCCUUCAAUGACUCUGGAUCGCAAUUGUGAGACCUACGACCACUGUAACAGGACACCAACCACUCCUUCAUUGACUCUGGAUCGCAAUUGUGAGACCUACAACCACUGUAACCGGACACCAACCACUCCUUCAUUGACUCUGGAUCGCAAUUGUGAGACCUACAACCACUGUAACCGGACACCAACCACUCCUUCAAUGACUCUGGAUCGCAAUUGUGUGAUCUACCUACAACCACUGUAA